UGCCCCUGUCUCCCCUGCAGCCCCAGUCCACUGCUGGGAAGGAAGUUCCCUCCUCCACCUCCCCUCCCAACUCUAGAGCAGGUUCUGUGCCCGGGGGCUCUCUAGAGAGAGCUCCUCCCCUCCAGGUAAAGCCACAUUCUCCUGGCAGGGCCCCCAGUCACCUCACUGCAUACACACACACUCCACCCACAAACUGCACGCUGUAUACACAAGUCACACUGGAGAUAUACUCACUCUCAGUCCCAACCCCAAACAGACCCCGCCUCCUCCUCUGUGGACUCCUAGACCGGCUCCUUUUACCACAUUCCCUAACCUGCCAGUGCCUGAAAGAAGACAAUAUGGGGUCUCCUCCACCUAAGGCAGAGGGGCCCAGGGUCCAACUCCAGAAACUUCUGGCCUCCUGGCUGCUCAGAGAGCAGGACUGGGAUCAGCAUCUGGACGAGGCCCACAUGCUGCAACAGAAGAGGAUCCGAGAGUCUCCACUGCUUCAGGCAGCCAAGGAAAAUGACCUGUGUGCCCUCAAGAAACUUCUGCUGGACCGAAGCUGUGAUUUCCGACAGAGAGGAGCCUUGGGGGAGACCGCACUGCAUAUAGCGGCCCUCUAUGACAAUCUCGAGGCCGCCGUGGUGCUGAUAGAGGCUGCCCCGGAGCUGGUCAAGGAGCCCACCUUGUGUGAGCCAUUUGUAGGUCAGACCGCCCUGCACAUAGCCAUCGUGAACCAGAACGUGAACUUGGUGAGAGCCCUGCUUGCCCACGGGGCCAGCGUGUCUGCGAGAGCCACAGGCACGGCGUUCCGCCGCAGCCCCCGCAACCUCAUCUACUUUGGGGAGCACCCCUUGUCCUUUGCUGCCUGCGUGGGCAGUGAGGAGAUGGUGAGGCUGCUCAUUGAGCAUGGAGCUGACAUCCGGGCCCAGGACUCCCUGGGAAACACCGUGUUGCACAUCCUCGUCCUGCAGCCCAACAAGACCUUUGCCUGCCAGAUGUACAACCUGCUGCUGUCCUAUGAUGGGCGCAGGGACCACCUGCAGUCCCUGGACCUCGUGCCCAAUCACCAGGGUCUCACCCCCUUCAAGCUGGCCGGAGUGGAGGGCAACACCGUGAUGUUCCAGCACCUGAUGCAGAAGCGGAAGCACAUCCAGUGGACCUACGGGCCGCUGACCUCCACUCUCUACGACCUCACCGAGAUCGACUCCUGGGGGGAGGACAUGUCCUUUCUAGAGCUGGUGAUUUCCUCCAAGAAGCGAGAGGCUCGCCAGAUCCUGGACCAGACCCCAGUGAAAGAGCUGGUGAGCCUCAAGUGGAAGAGAUACGGACAGCGGUACUUUCACAUUCUGGGUGCCUUGUACAUGCUCUAUAUGAUCUGUUUCACCGCCUGCUGCAUCUACCGCCCCCUCAAGUUCCGCUUGGGCAACCGCACAGAUCCCCGGGACAACACAGUCCUCCAGCAGAAACUGCUGCAGGAGGCCUAUGUGACUCAGCAGGAUAAGAUCCGUCUGGUGGGGGAACUGGUGACCAUCACGGGGGCUGUGAUCAUCCUGCUCCUGGAGAUCCCGGACAUCUUCAGGGUUGGUGCUUCUCGCUAUUUUGGACAGACUAUCCUCGGGGGACCGUUCCAUGUCAUCAUCAUCACCUAUGCCUGCAUGGUGCUGGUGACCAUGGUGAUGCGGCUCUCCAACAUGAACGGGGAGAUGGUGCCCAUGUCCAUUGCCCUGGUGCUGGGUUGGUGCAGUGUUAUGUACUUCGCUCGAGGAUUCCAGAUGCUUGGUCCCUUCACCAUCAUGAUACAGAAGAUGAUUUUUGGAGACUUAAUGCGCUUCUGCUGGCUGAUGGCUGUGGUUAUUCUGGGAUUUGCCUCAGCGUUCUAUGUCAUUUUCCAGACAGAGGACCCAUCCAACCUGGGGCAAUUCUAUGACUAUCCCAUGGCACUGUUCAGCACCUUUGAGCUUUUCCUCACCGUCAUUGAUGGGCCUGCCAACUACGAAGUGAACUUGCCCUUCAUGUUUGGCAUUGUCUACUUUGCCUUCACCAUCAUUGCCACGCUGCUCAUGCUCAACCUGUUCAUCGCCAUGAUGGGUGAUACACACUGGCGGGUGGCCCAUGAGCGGGAUGAGCUCUGGAGGGCCCAGGUGGUGGCCACCACAGUGAUGCUGGAGCGGAAGCUGCCUCGCUUCCUGUGGCCUCGCUCUGGGAUCUGCGGGUUCCAGUAUGGGCUGGGGGACCGCUGGUUCCUGCGAGUUGAGAACCACCAUGAUCAAAAUCCUUUGCGAGUGCUUCGCUACGUGGAGGCUUUCAAGGGCUCAGACAAGGAGGAUGGACAAGAGCAGCUUUCUGAGAAACAGCCCUCUGUUUCUGUGAUCGAAAGUGGGACGCCAGCCAGAGCCUCUCUGGCCCCUCCAACGCCUUCCCUAUCCCGGACCACAUCUAACAGCAGCAGCAGCCACCGGGGCUGGGAGAUCCUGCGUCGCAACACAUUAGGACACGUGAAUCUUGGGCUGGACCUUGGCGAGGGAGAUGGAGAGGAAAAUAUCUAUCAUUUAUGAUGAGGACCCCUGUUUCUAUUGGCCUGAAAAACAGGUGGGCCUAAAUGGAGGGAAGUAUCUGAUUGUUUUGCCUGUUAAUCAUGAGAGGGGAUAGGCAGAAUAAUUCUUAAAGGUCAUGUCUCAUCCUUCACAUCAGCAUUUCUGGAGAUGGGCAAUGGACGUCUGUUGUCCCACAUAUCUUCCGGUUUCCUGAAAGUCCCACAUCUUGAGAAAAGAAGGUGUCUCUUAGAGCAAAGUUGGAUUUAGCCAUCAAAGACAUGAACUAGGGAUGCUAGACUAACAUCUGGAUCAUCUUUCUUUCUGCCUCAUGCAGGCACUAGAAAGUAGUGAGCUGUGAAGCCUGCUUGGUUCCACAAGGCUUAAUGUGGGAAGAUCCAGGCAUGGCACUGAGGUUAUGGCCCUUCCCUUUUCCCCUGUAGGACUCUCUCUCACCCCGCAACCAACCCCCAACUAGAAAACUGCAAUAAGAAAGGUUCUUUAUCCUUGCUUUAUUUUUCAGAAAUUUUAUUGUGGGAAGAUACACAUCACAUAAAUUUACUGUCUUAACCAUAUGUAGGUAUACAAUUCAGUGGCAUUAGGUACAUUUACACUGUUGCAUAAUGAUAACUACUAUUCAUCCACAGGAUGCUCUCAUCAUCUCAAACCAAAACUCUGGUACUCAUUAAACAUUAACUCCCCACUGUCCCCUCCACACAGUCCCUCAUAACCAAUAUUCCACUCCACGUCUAUGAAUUUGACUACUCUAGGUACCUCAUACAGGUGGAAUCAUUCAAUAUUAAUCCUAUUGUGUCUGGCUUAUUUCACUUAGCAUAAUAGUUUCAAGAUUCAUCUGUGUUGUA
This is a messenger RNA of Lynx canadensis (Canada lynx), 3379 nucleotides long. It is a transcript of the gene TRPV5, whose product is annotated as transient receptor potential cation channel subfamily V member 5. Lineage: Eukaryota; Metazoa; Chordata; Mammalia; Carnivora; Felidae. The record is from RefSeq and is a predicted model, not a curated record. Gene Ontology annotation, cellular component: membrane. Bases 339 to 2540 code for a protein of 733 amino acids. Gene Ontology annotation, biological process: calcium ion import across plasma membrane. The transcript has 15 exons. Gene Ontology annotation, molecular function: calcium channel activity; protein binding.